Lodderomyces oxycetoniae is the source of this 2205-nucleotide messenger RNA. RefSeq lists its product as uncharacterized. Bases 1 to 2205 code for a protein of 734 amino acids. Lineage: Eukaryota; Fungi; Ascomycota; Pichiomycetes; Serinales; Debaryomycetaceae. The transcript has a single exon. The record is from RefSeq and is a predicted model, not a curated record. Gene Ontology annotation, molecular function: protein binding.
AUGGGAUUAUGUUGGGGAGCGCGACAAUAUAAUAGCGUGGUAUACAACACGGUGAUACGACCCAGAGCAAAACUAUUUCAUCAAGAGGCUCUCAGAUUAUUUCAUCAAGAGUCACUUUUGGCUCAAAAAGUGAACGAAAGGGUUUCUGUUAAGCUUUAUGAAAAGUUAACCAAGCAUGGACAAACAACUGUCAAAUUGCGGCCUAUGAUUGAAUAUGCGCCAUUGUACUCCAAAAUGUUAACCAGCGGCAUGGAAUUUCGUAUUAGCGAUUCAAUUCGUAUCAAGGGCUCAAAGGAAAGUUUAUUACUUUUACUAGAAACUGCGACAUUUCAUAUCUUAUGCGUUAUAGAAUGCUUGCAACGUAAACAGCAUAUUCCAGAGGUGCAUCGACUAUUCUUUGAUCGUGUAGUAACAAAGCUUGGAAAGCCUUUAAACGGAUCUCUGGAUCUAAAUAGCCUAGCAAGAGAAUUCGCGAUAGCUGUUGCGCCGGCAUUAGAGGAAGGAGUUCAAUGCUUUAGUGCAAUAACACUGCGCUUGGAAAAGUUCCAAAACAUCGAUGAUCUUACAAACUGGAUCAAAAUCAUAACGGCAAAAUCUUUAUUUAGUGGUUUUUCGUUAGUGAAGGAUGAUAUUCCUGCUUUCGUAAUGUAUUAUUUGAUUACUCGCUCCCCUUUUUUCAAAGAGGAUUAUUUACUACAAUUCGAUAUGUGGAUAAAUAACAUUGAGUAUAUUGCUAUGCAAAAAAGGCAUCAAGUAUCUGCUAUCAAAACGGUCAUUGAGCAUUUGGUUCGUCAUAGUUUUGUGUUUGAACCGGCGUGUCUUAUUCCAUUGAUAAAACACACAUUCCAAGUUUUCCACUCAAAAAGGGCUGGUAUUCAAAUCAAGUUGGGAUCUUCUUACUUUAAUGAUUUGAUUUGGAGUCUAGCAAUCUCCUCUAUCAGGCAUCAAAGUGUAAAUCCAAUGCAUAUUGCAGACGCUCAAAAGUUAUUAAUGGCAUAUACCAACAUCGCAAGUAAACAAGGGCAAGGACAAGCGCAAGGACAAGCGCAAGGACAAGGUGCAAAUGAAAAUUUAAGCUACAGAGCCUAUUUGGGUAUAUCCAUUGUUAUGUCAAGAAUCUCUCGCGAAAAGGGAGAGAAGAUUUUUGAGGCGGCACAAACGAAAUUUGCAAAAGAUUCAAAGUCAAAUAGGGAUAUGGUUGCUUAUUAUAUAUCGCUUAUUUGGCAUUCAAAAACACUAGAAGAAGCUGUGAAAAACUUCCAGAUAGGGGUGGUCAAGUAUGAGCAGUCCUCUAAGUUGUGGCUUGCAUUUGUUCAAAAAUUAAAGUCUUUAAACGCAAUGACUGAGAACGGUGCCAUUGCCAUUUUCCGAAAGAUUAUAGCCUCAAAAGCAAAUGUGACUAGCGACUUGGUUACCGAGCUUCUACAUCCUAUUAGCGAUUUUCGUAAUUUUCAGGAAAUCUACAAUGCUACGCAACAAGUUUUCAAGGGUAAAGAUUAUUUGUUCUUGGUGAAAUACAUGCAAUUAUUACAAGAUAAUCCCCAAGCAAUUUACAAUUUCAAUUUUCCUUGGAACUCAGAAAUAAGUUGUUUACAAAAAAGCUUUGCUUGUAGUGACCAACAUCUAGCGCACUUGAAUGGUUCAAUUUUCUGCAAGUCGAUCCAAUUAACGAGCUCAUACCUCAAGAGUAUUUUCAAAAUCAAUCCAAAGCUAGUUUUUCGAGCAUACUACCUGGAGAUUUUAGAAAAAGGUCAUAUACCGAAUGCAUCGUGCUUGGGAACUUUGAUAGAUACUGCCAUCGAUCUCCAUGACCGUAUAGUAGAAAGCGAGGAACCAAUACAACAAACAGCAAUUGGAGAGUUUCAAAGAAACGUUAAAACCAGUCAUGAGUCAUUUGGGAUUUUUCCUAGCGACGCAUUAUGGGUCAAGUAUAUAAACUUAUUGGCAAAACACAACUACGUUUCCGAACUCUCAAAAAUUAUGAAAUGGUGGUUAGACAUCAAAUUCGAGCCCAAGAAGCAUACCCUUUUGCAACUCUUGGCAGUAUUACCUACGGAUUUCGCCGAGAGACACAUCCGCCACCACGAGCAAGCCAAUCUGAAAAAAGACUGGGACUGGCCAUCGAUGGUAGAGUUUGAAAAGCAUAUACAUAAUAGGCGAGAUACCUCCGCAUAUAGGCAUACCGCCCCGUCGCUGCUACAUUGA